Aaosphaeria arxii CBS 175.79 is the source of this 2913-nucleotide messenger RNA. RefSeq lists its product as uncharacterized. The transcript is spliced from 4 exons. Gene Ontology annotation, molecular function: zinc ion binding. NCBI's taxonomy places the organism in Eukaryota, Fungi, Ascomycota, Dothideomycetes, Pleosporales. The record is from RefSeq and is a predicted model, not a curated record. Bases 1 to 2913 code for a protein of 970 amino acids.
AUGGCCUCCAAUGUCCCCGUGACGCUUGAUACCCUUAUCAUCAUCAAGGUCUUGUAUUUGGGACAUAACCGAAAGUUUAAGGUUCCUCUCAGAGACCUUGGGCCUAGUGUCCUGCCCGACAGACUCCGCAGCCUCCUUCAGAUCCACCCCGACGAGGAUGUCACGUUCGAGCGUUACUCCGACAGCGUGGGCGCCUACGUGAUUCUCGAUACCAACAACUCCCAAGUCUACAAGACACUAUUUCGUGCUGCGAAAGCAAAGCUUAAGCUUCGCCUGAGAGCCAGCCAUGCGAACAUGGAAGAGGAUACUCCAGCUGUUCCAGUAAUUCAACCCAACGUAGAUCCACUUCCCCCGUCCGAGGGUAGCUCCCUUCAUCGGAUGAGCUCCGACACACUUGCACCACGACUUCCUGAGCAGAUUUCGCCUGUAAUCGCGCACUCGCCCGCCCUACCCUCUUCGCUCUCGAAUCAUGCUGGGGAGGAAGCUAAGGCUGCCCAGGCCAGCCCUGUCUCACCUGUCCUAGCCAACAGUACAGAUAACGGCGAGGCACUCGUACCUCAGUUGUUCAUGGGUCGUGACAAAUUCUAUGGUGGUGUACGUUGCCCAACCGAAUCCCAGAUGCCAGAACUUCCACUCCGGCCCAAGCCAUCCUCGCACAACUGCAUGACCUCAUGGGUUGUCUUCUGCAAUAACUGCAACCAGGCAAUGGAAGAUGAACACUUUCAUUGUAGCAUCUGCGACCAUGGUGACUAUGAUCUGUGCCAGACAUGUGUGGAUGCUGGCAUUCACUGCCCAGGUGCUGGUCACUGGAUGGUGAAGCGUUUUGUGAAGGACGGUGCGGUUGUCACCAGUGUUGUUGAGCGUAUUGGUCCAAAAUCAAAGCAGGUCGUCGAGCAGGAAAUGCCCGGCACGUAUACAGAUGAAAAACAGUCUGUCGAACCAGAUCAGCCGACACGCACAUGCAACUCUUGCGUCAAUGUACUCCCUGAGAAUGAAUUUGUUACAUGCGUUGCAUGCGACGAUUACGACUUGUGCUUGGAAUGCCACAUCGCCAACAAGCAUGGUCACCAUCCCGGCCAUGCCUUCAAGGCCGCAACUCCAGACACAGUCCUCCCCACAAUUGCCGACUUCCUAUGCAAUGCUGGCCGCAAUGUGCGCCAUUCUGCAGUCUGCGAUGGCUGUGAGAAAUUCAUCUACGGUGUUCGUCACAAGUGCCUGAACUGCCCUGACUGGGACUUUUGCUCCGAAUGCAUCAAGAGUGCGAAAUUCAUCCACCCCCGACACCGCUUUGUACCCAUCUAUGAGCCCCUGGCCGAGCCGGCCUCGGUUGCUGUCCGUCACUAUGGCAUCUACUGCGACGGUCCCCUUUGCAAAGACAAGGAGAAUCCUUCGUACAUCGAAGGUACUCGUUACAAGUGCGCAGUCUGCCAUGACACUGACUUCUGUGCCAACUGCGAGGCCAUCCCCUCCAACCGCCACAACCGCACUCAUCCGCUGAUCAAGUUCAAGACGCCUGUUCGUAGCGUCAGCGUCACGACGAUGGGCGAGGAUAAGAAUGGACUGCCCAUGGCCAGAUUGGGUGAUCAGCCAAAUAGACGGUCUACGGCCACCGAGACUUUGCCCGUUUUCUCACCCACUAACUCUGCUACACAAGUCCAGACUAUAGUAGACGUGAAACCGGUCGAAGAGCAGCAAUCGAAAAGAUCGAAGGAAAAGAUCGAGAUACGCGAUCUUCUCCUUGAUCCUGUGCCAGAGAAGAUUCUCUCGACAGCUACUCGCUCUGUUGAACCCGUUCAGUCCGCCCCCGAACCCAAAGCCGAACCGAAACAGGAGAAUUUUGACGCUCAUUUCAUACGUGAUACGAUCCCUGACGGAUCUAAGAUUGGCGCAGGCUUGAACUUUGUUCAGGUCUGGACACUUCGCAACCCGGGGCCAAACCCCUGGCCAGCUGGCUGCAGCGUUCGCCAUGUAGGUGGUGACAAUAUGCUCAACAUCGACAACACUCGUCCACUUAGCCAUAGCGAGCUUGCGGAAGCGAGUGAGAGCAAUGUCAUUGGUCGCCCCGUCGAGUCGGGAGAGGAAAUAUCCUUCCGCAUCAUGAUGAAGGCACCUAACCGAGAGGGUACCGCGAUAUCUUACUGGCGUCUCAAGACUGCCGAAGGCACGCCCUUCGGCCACAGGCUCUGGUGCGACAUCCAGGUCGUUGGACCCACCACGCCAAUCACAAUUCCUACCACGACCGCCCCUGAAAUGACAUCCCUUCGAUCUGGUGAGCCUGUGGAAGCUUCGAGCUCUUCUUCAAGGUUACCAGUUGUGAUUGAAGCUACACGUUUCUCACCUGAUCUCCAAGAACAACUCCGCAGGAAGCGUCAGCUUCUUGAUGCAGCUCUGCGCACGGAAUUGGCUCCCGAGAAGAUGGCCGCUCAGCCCAAGUCCCCUGGGUCGAGGGACGCUCAUACUUUCGAAAGGGAGAGGAUGCUCCGUAUCCAAAAGGUACGAGAGGCUGCUGUCAAGCGCGUUCUCGAAAGCCGUCGUCGGGAAAGUGAAAACUUGCAAGCAAAUGCAGCCGUGAACCAGGAUACGUCAAACAUCGAGAAACAGGACACGGCCGAACUCCCAGUGCCCGAAAAAGUGGUCGAAGCCCAGGGAGAGUCCUCUGGCAUGAUCUUCCCUCAGCUCGAGAAAGAGUCUCCUGCAUCGAGCACACAUGAGGCGGCGGCCUCCACUCAGCUCAAAUCCCCGGAGGUCCGAUCUCGCAGCACCACUAUCGGUGCCUCGUCCGUAAACUCAGAGGAAGAAUUCUUCGAGGACGCUGAAAGCGUUGAGAUUCGCUCAAUGUCUAGCGAUGACGAAGGGUUCAUGACAGAUGAAGAGUACGAUAUUCUCGACGCCAGCGACGAGGAGAUCGUCUGA